Closterium sp. Naga37s-1 is the source of this 3127-nucleotide messenger RNA. Lineage: Eukaryota; Viridiplantae; Streptophyta; Zygnematophyceae; Desmidiales; Closteriaceae. The record is from the annotation of a GenBank genome assembly.
CCCCGUCCCUUCCGCUUUCUCCCAAAUUCCCGUCCCUUCCGCUUUCUCCCCAAACCCCGUCCCUUCCGCUUUCUCCCCAAACCCCGUCCCUUCCGCUUUUUCCCCAAACCCCGUCCCUUCCGCUUUCUCCCCAACUCCCGUCCCUUCCGCUUUCUCCCCAAACCCCGUCCCUUCCGCUUUCUCCCCAAACCCCGUCCCUUCCGCUUUCUCCCCAAACCCCGUCCCUUCCGCUUUCUCCCCAAACCCCGUCCCUUCCGCUUUCUCCCCAAACCCCGUCCCUUCCGCUUUCUCCCAAAUUCCCGUCCCUUCCGCUUUCUCCCCAAACCCUGUCCCUUCCGCUUUCUCCCCAAACCCCGUCCCUUCCGCUUUCUCCCCAAACCCCGUCCCUUCCGCUUUUUCCCCAAACCCCGUCCCUUCCGCUUUCUCCCCAAAUCUCGUCCCUUCCGCUUUCUCCCCAAACCCCGUCCCUUCCGCUUUCUCCCCAAACCCCGUCCCUUCCGCUUUCUCCCCAAAUCCCGUCCCUUCCGCUUUCUCCCCAACUCCCGUCCCUUCUGCUUUCUCCCCAAACCCCGUCCCUUCCGCUUUCUCCCCAAACCCCGUCCCUUCCGCUUUCUCCCCAAAUCCCGUCCCUUCCGCUUUCUCCCUAACUCCCGUCCCUUCUGCUUUCUCCCAAAACCCCGUCCCUUCCGCUUUCUCCCCAAACCCCGUCCCUUCCGCUUUCUCCCCAAACCCCGUCCCGUCCGCUUUCUCCCUAAACCCCGUCCCUUCCGCUUUCUCCCAACUCCCGUCCCUUCCGCUUUCUCCCCAAACCCCGUCCCUUCCGCUUUCUCCCCAAACCCCGUCCCUUCCGCUUUCUCCCCAAACCCCGUCCCUUCCGCUUUCUCCCAAAUUCCUGUCCCUACCGCUUUCUCCCCAAACCCUGUCCCUUCCGCUUUCUCCCCAAACCCCGUCCCUUCCGCUUUCUCCCCAAACCCCGUCCCUUCCGCUUUCUCCCCAACUCCCGUCCCUUCCGCUUUCUCCCCAAACCCCGUCCCUUCCGCUUUCUCCCAAAUUCCUGUCCCUACCGCUUUCUCCCCAAACCCUGUCCCUUCCGCUUUCUCCCCAAACCCUGUCCCUUCCGCUUUCUCCCCAAACCCUGUCCCUUCCGCUUUCUCCCCAAACCCCGUCCCUUCCGCUUUCUCCCCAAAUCUCGUCCCUUCCGCUUUCUCCCCAAACCCCAUCCCUUCCGCUUUCUCCCCAAACCCCGUCCCUUCCGCUUUCUCCCCAAACCCCGUCCCUUCCGCUUUCUCCCCAAAUCCCGUCCCUUCCGCUUUCUCCCCAAACCCCGUCCCUUUCGCUUUCUCCCCAAACCCCGUCCCUUCCGCUUUCUCCCCAAACCCCGUCCCUUCCGCUUUCUCCCAAACCCCCCCUCACCCGCCUCUGCAUUGCCCCCUCCGUCCCUCUCCCCUUCCUUCCCUCUCUCCCUGUCCCGCUCCACCCCUCCGUACCCCUCCGUCCCAUCCUUCCCUCCCCUCUGUUCCUCCCGCCCCACCAGGAGCUGCACCUACCCGUACCGCUCUUCGCCCCUUUCCUGCACCGCCUCUUUGACCUCCUCUGCCCCUCCGCCUCCCUCGCCCCUUCCCUCCCAUCCCUCCUCCCCCGCUUCCACCUCUCGCCCCACCCCUCUGGGUGGCCCACGCGCCUCUACGUCAUGGCAGCGGUCGUUGUCUCCCUCAAGCUCGCCCUCGCCCUCGGCUCCUGGCCCUGCCUCAACCCUUCAUCAUGCACACGGGCAGGGGCAUCGCCAACACCAGCAGCAAGAGCAUCAGCAGCAGUGGCAGCAGCAGCAGCAGGAGCAGCAGGGGGUGGAGCGGCGGUGUGCAAGGCUGCUGUGGCUGCCCCGCGCGCCACGGUGUCGCUGGCUCGGGGCGCGGUGUCGGGGUGGCAGCACAUGCUGCAGCAGCGCAAGCGAGGCGAGGCGCGGCAAGGCGGGUCGCUGGCAGGGAAGGUAGACGAGGGGCGAGGGGAGGAUGGGGUGGAGGGGCAGGAGGAGGGGGAGGAGGAGGGGGAGGAGGAGGGGGAGGAGGAGGGGGUAGAGGAGGAGGAAGGGAAGGAGGAAGGGGAGGAAGGGGAGGAAGGGGAGGAAGGGGAGUGGGAUGUGCGGCGGGUGGUGCAAGCAGUGGAGGGCAGCCGGCAGCAGCUGCUGCAGAUGCCCAUGCAGACCCGUGCUGGGGCUGGCGGGGGGCGCACGCAGGGAGAGGGGGAUGAAGGAGCAGAGGGAAGAGCAUGUGGCCCGACCCGGCCCGACCCGACCCGAUUUGGCCGGGCCACACGGGCCCUUGGGUCGGGUCGGGCCGACCUCGGGCCUACUGACUCGGGUCAAAGGGGACCCGGGCUGCGGCAGUACCUGCAGCACUGCGAGCGCCACGUCUUUGCCCCCGACGCCACGCGCGGCGCCGACCCCUCCACUCUCGACCGCGAGCUGCGCGCCCACCUGCACGCCGCCCUCCCCCUGCGGGCCCCCUCGCCUCCCGCAGCCCAUGGGGACGCUCAUGGGAGCGGUGUGGAUGUGGAGAGGGACGAGACGGCACAUGCGCAGGGCCGAUGGGGAAUGGAAGGAGGGAGAGAGGAGUGGAUGGAUAUGGAGACGUGUCAUGCAGGCGUCAUGCAGGCGUCAUGCAGGUGUCAUGCAGGUGUCAUGCAGGUGUCAUGCAGGUGUCAUGCAGACGUACACUUUCCCUCACUCCUCCCUUCCCCUUACCCCCUCCCCAACAUUCUCCUCUUGCCGCCCAUCCCCUGCGUUGCACCCCUGUGUGGCAGUGAGCUGGUGUACUACGAGUGCCCGCGGGCGCGCAUGCCAUUCAUCACCGGCCCACUCAAACUCCCUUCCUCCCCCUUUUCCCUCCCUUUCUCCCCCCCCCCACCACUCCUCCCGGCCCCCCAGCCCCUGCGCAGCAGUGAGCUGGUGUUCUACGAGCGCCCGCGGGCGCGCAUGCCGUUCCACGAGGUGCAUGUGGACCUCUUUGUGCUGCUGCGAGCCGCGGCACGCGUGGCACGCGUGCACGUGAGGGCGCUGCACUUUUGCACCAUGGAGAUUGAAGAUGCGCUUGUGGCAGUAGAGGCUGUGUUGCAAUCGAGUAACAAUUGA